This is a messenger RNA of Aspergillus mulundensis, 3441 nucleotides long. RefSeq lists its product as uncharacterized. NCBI's taxonomy places the organism in Eukaryota, Fungi, Ascomycota, Eurotiomycetes, Eurotiales, Aspergillaceae. The coding region runs from base 1 to 3441 and encodes 1146 amino acids. The transcript has 3 exons. The record is from RefSeq and is a predicted model, not a curated record. Gene Ontology annotation, biological process: nucleoside metabolic process. Gene Ontology annotation, molecular function: protein binding; catalytic activity.
AUGUUCAAGCAAAGAAAGAUAUCCCAUGACCUACUUUCAUCUACCGGUCGGGACGAACUAGGUCAUCGUGAACAAACACCACAGCAAGGCGAACCGGUCGACCGUUACACAGUCGGAUGGAUCUGCGCGUUACAAGAGGAGUACGACAGUGCCUGCCGGAUGCUAGACGAGGAGUUUGAUGACCCAGUGGAACUCGACGCGUCGGAUGACAAUACCUAUACAUUUGGUCGUGUCGGGUUCCACCAUGUCGUUGUUGGAUGCCUUCCAGCAGGCCGAUAUGGGACCAACUCGGCGGCUUGUGUGGCUCGAGAUAUGAUGCGCAGCUUUCCUAGCCUCAGGUCUGCUCUAAUGGUUGGCAUUGGCGGAGGCUUGCCGACAUUAAGCAAUGACAUCAGACUCGGGGACGUGGUCGUUAGUAUGCCCAAUGGUGUCUUCGGCGGCGUGGUUCAAUAUGAUUUGGGAAAGAGGCUACCCAAUGGUGACUUUCAACGAACUGGUCAUCUGAAUGCCCCUCCGAAUAAACUUCUAGGAGUAAUACCGGAGAUUCGCAAGCGCUACAAUGACCCGAGAAAGCCGGAUGCGAUUGCCGAGCAUCUCCGGCGCAUGGAUGAUAUGCCUGAUUAUCGGCGGCCUGCCCAUGACCACCUCUUCCAGGCUCACUACACCCACCAGGGGGGCGAUAGCUGCCUUUCAUGUGACCCUAGUCAAUUGAUCCAACGAGAGGAGCGCAAGGGUCGCGUCGUGGGAGUGCACUAUGGAACAAUUGCAUCAGGAAACUCGGUAAUCAAGGACGCUGCUGUACGAAGCGAAUUAGCCAAGUCUGAUAUGAACCCCUUGUGCUUUGAGAUGGAAGGGGCUGGAUUGAUGAACAAUCUACCCUGCUUGGUGGUCCGCGGAAUCUGUGACUAUUCGGACUCCCACAAAAACGACGUCUGGCAUAAAUAUGCAGCACUAGCAGCAGCAGCAUAUGCCAGAGAGCUCCUGAUUGUACUGAAGCCGACUAAAGUUGCUUCGAUGCCUUCAUGGGCCGUUGAAGUCAAGACCUCGAUUGAAUGUAUCUCCGGCCACAUGCAAGAAGUCCAAACAUCCUUUGAUGAGGACCGACUACAUCGCUGGCUUUGUCCGCCAGACCCAUCGACAAAUUUCAAUGCUGCAAUAAUGUCUUUAGCACCAGGGACCGGCACCUGGCUACUGAACAGCAAAGCCUACAAGAUCUGGAAAGGCAACAGAGGCUUAGAAGCUACGCCAGUCCCGCCGAUCUGGCUUCGUGGAAUUCCAGGUAGCGGAAAGACCGUUUUGAGCUCCUCGAUAAUUGAAGACUGCGCCGGGCUAGUAUCUUCGCCGACGACUUCCUUGCUAUACUUCUUUUUUGACUUCACGGAUGCGGAGAAACGUACACACGAUGCAAUGGUUCGGUCAUUCGUCUGGCAAUUGGCUGGCCAGGGUUCAAACGAAAUGAGAAUCCUAAGUGAGCUUUUCAGUCGCUGUAACGGUGGGAGAGCUCAGCCUUCAAGGAAACACCUAUAUAACACGUUCGGCGAUAUGGUUAAAGGGAAGAAGGACAUCUACAUCGUCAUUGAUGCUCUUGAUGAGUGUACAGACAGAAAAAAUGUCAUGUGGCUUAUGCAGAAGUUUACAUCAUGGUGGAAAGCCGAAUUGCACUUGUGCGUUUCCAGCAGACAAGAAAAGGACAUAAACAAAGUCCUUCAACAAAUUGUCCCAGAAAAUGGACGUAUCGUGUUGGACAAGGAAAGAGUCAAUGCCGAUAUACACCAUUACCUUCGUCGGAGACUGCAAGUCGAUGAAGGGUUCGAUAAGUGGAGGAAACUACCAAACACGGCUCAAGAAAUUGAGAGGAAGAUAAUGGACAAAGCCGACGGAAUGUUUCGCUGGGCAGUAUGUCAGCUCAACUCCAUUCGGGGAUGCUUGGACCUUCCGAUGCUCCGAGAUACACUCUCCUCCCUCCCUGACACAAUGGAGGAGACGUACUCUAGGAUCCUUUCUACUAUUGCCGACAGUCACAAGAACUACGCUCUGAGGAUUCUCCAGUGGCUAGUUUACGCAGUUCGGCCGUUAAUGAUUGAAGAGAUAAUCGAUGUUCUCGCAGUCAGCUUUAAUGAGGAAGGACAUGCAUUCGACCCACGAAACCGCCUUCUAGAUGUUGAAGAUAUUCUAUCCAUAUGCUCCAGCCUGGUUACAAUUGAAAAGUCUGGGCAGGGAUUGUUAGUCAAGCUGUCCCAUCUCUCUGUCCGGGAUUAUCUCGUGUCAAGUCAUACCCAAGCGUUUUUCAGAAACUCAAUGGAAAGCGAAACCGCCAAUACAGCAAUAUCUUCCAUUUGUUUGAGGUAUAUCCUCCAACUUGAUACCAAUUGCUAUUCGGACCGAAGAAUUAGGGAGAGGUUUCCGCUGACAACAUAUGCGGUUAUGCAUUGGCCGAUACAUGCUCGCGCUGCCGGAGAAGGGUCGGCUAGUGUGUUACGGCUCAUCGAAGAACUCUUUCUUCUCCAGGAUGAAUCAUUUUGCACUUGGGUCUGCCUUUACAAAAACAGUGUAUCGUCCGGGUGGAAAGAUCAUGUCCGAGCCCGCAAGGACAGAUUACCUUUGUUCUAUGCGUCGCUGCUUGGCUUAACGGGGGCAGUGAAGCUUAUCCUUGACAAGGGGAUAAGCCCCAACUUGUACGACGCCGACGUUGGGACCCCCCUACAAAUAGCUUUGCAUCAAGGCAACAUCGAUAUUGUAGAAUGCUUACUCGCCCGGGGGGCUGACCCCAACCUCAAAAGUGGAGUAUUUGAAAGUCCUCUGGUUGAGGCUAUGUCUCAGGAUCGUGAACACAUCGCGGUUCGGCUUAUCGAGUAUGGCGCCAAUCCAAGCCAAACUUGCGUCGAACACGGCUGCGCUUUGAACAUGGCAUUGGCGAAGAAUCUCGCUACAGUGGCCCGUUGCCUGCUGGACAAAGGAGCCAAUCCAAACGCCAACUACAAGCCUCACGGCACUCCCCUUCAGAUCGUGUCAGAAAACGGAAACGAACAAAUGUUGCAAUGGCUCCUUGACAAGGGAGCCAAUCCAAACAUCUACCGCGGAAAAGCCGACAGCCCAUUGCAGAAAGCACUUUACUAUUCCCGCCCGCAGAUUGUGGACGUGCUGCUGCGAUCUGGAGCAGAGGCAAUUCCGAGUAUAUGCGGCCCAGCGUUGGAGCGGGCAGCUUAUGAUGGGCGUCUUGAGAUGGUGCGCGUCUUGAUAUCAGCCUGUUCACACGCAAACUCCUGCAAGGGUCACUGGGGCGUUGCUCUGUGGAUGGCGUCUAGCUCGGGGCACGAACAAAUCGUGCGCUUAUUGCUUCAGAAAUAUGCGCAUAUGCCCGCUGACUUUGUUGGUCUUGCCCUCGAAUGGGCUACUGUGAGAAAUCACCAUGGCAUUGUGAAACUAUUGCGCCAAAGAUGA